AUGAGUAUCCAUCGAAGACGUCAACUGCCGGCUUCACCGGACGACAUUGCAUCUGGUAAUGUAAUUUAUACAUCAAUGACACCACAAAUAAUGCGAAGAUGUCAUCCGAGACUUCAGGAGGUCAGAAGCUUUGACCCAAUGCUUGUGGCUCAAUUGAGAACCGAUUCUGCAAAUCGAGAACUUCUUACUGGUGACAACUACCUUGGAGUCACAGACAUGCGGAAUUCAACGACAGUCGCACGAUCACAGAGUUUCAAGCAUCGGCCCAAGCCGAUGGUCGAGGUCCGCCGAAUGGCAAUAGACGAUGUGGGACCACAUGAGCGGCGCAGAAGUACCCCAACUGUAUCCAGACGUCCUUCUCUACAAAAAUCCCGAAUCAUGGAGCCCAGAACCGAUGUGUGGCCUGAAGCAAAGCCUAUUGGCCUGGAGGAACGAUUUUUGAAGCUUCCCGAUUCUGAGGAUUAUACCAGAGUCCGCCAAUUCAAAAUCGAUGAAAAAGGAGCUGUGGUGUCCCGUGGUGACUCAUUCCGUCGUAAACGUACUCCAACGUAUAAAUCCGACAAAUCACCGUCCCCAUUCCCGGUUUCUGUGUCUACGGACUCGGCACGUGGCUCACGAAGUGAAAGUGAGGCCAGUGAGCCGCUCAUUUCGGAUGACGUGGCAAAAAUGACGGUUAAUGAGAUGACUAAUGCGUCGACUAGUCAUAAAACUUAUAAGAUCUACGUAGUCGGGGACACAGGAACCGGAAAAAGCUCUCUCAUUUCUCAGCUAAUCACAUCAGAGUACAAAAACGCGUUUGCCGACGAGAUUCAGGACUACGAAAAUACAGUAUCCAUUUGUAUUGGUGGUGUUGAGUGUGAUUUGGUGUUCUUUGAAUCGGAUAUGUCUGACCCGUGCUGGCUUACAAAUGAGAUUCACGCAUUUUUGGUUGUCUAUAGUAUUGAUUCGAAAUCCAGUUGGAAGCAGGCAAUGGUUGCGUUGGAGAUGAUUCGCGAUCGUCCGGGCACGAGAAAUUUGCCAACGCUGGUGGCAGGCAACAAAAUCGAUUUGGAGAGGAAAAGGACAGUCACGAAGCAAGAAGUGCGCGCGGCGAAAGCCGCCAUGGGCUUCGAGCAUUUCGAGAUUUCUGUCGCGUUGGACCAUGACGUCGACGAUCUUCUGGUGGGAUUAGUUGCUGAAAUUCAAGAAGCUUUUGCUCCGGAAUCUGUGCUCCAAAAACCAUCGCCACGUCAUCAUCCGAUCGACGAUUUUCACAGUGCUAUUCGGAGAUAUUCGCAGAGGAAGAAGAAGGCUCCGUUGAAUGAUUUGGAAGGAGGAAAGUGCACAAUGCUCUCCCCGACCGGAUUAUUCGCAAAAUUCAAAAAUUGGCGACGUGGCAGCUCGCCAAGGAUAGAAACCAACUGAAAAUCCCAAUUUUUCCAUUUUUUUUUCUCGUUAUUUUCCCCCUAAAUACUUUUAAAAAGCGGUUCCCCUCUUCCCAAACCCCCCGCCAAUUUGAUCUACAAAAAGCGCGGAAAAUCAAUUUUACGGAACAUUUUAAUUUCCCGCGUUUUUUUUUGGUAGAUCAAACACCUCAAACUUCUGCAUUUCUUGCUAUAAAUCUGUAAACCCCCCCCCCCCCCCCCCCGCCCAUAAAUAAGUACCAAAUUACAAACAUAAGUAAGCUCCGCUCAUUUAUUCUAGGCUCCGCCUCCAACAACCGUUUAAGCUCCGCCUAUUCACAGUGAAUUGAAAAUUAAAAAAAAAAGAAACAAUAAUAAUAAUACAUAAAAAUGAGAAUAUAUAUAUCGAAUGAAAUAAAAACGUGAUUAUCCUUGGAAAAU
Caenorhabditis elegans is the source of this 1823-nucleotide messenger RNA. RefSeq names its product GTP-binding protein GEM (gene Y52B11A.4). The record is from RefSeq and is marked reviewed. NCBI's taxonomy places the organism in Eukaryota, Metazoa, Nematoda, Chromadorea, Rhabditida, Rhabditidae. The transcript is spliced from 10 exons. The coding region runs from base 1 to 1404 and encodes 467 amino acids. Gene Ontology annotation, molecular function: GTPase activity; GTP binding.